AUGGCGAAACCGCAUUAUAAUGGUGUGUUGUUCGAUGAUGAUGGCUCGUUACCGUCAGAAUCAGUUACAAGAAAAUCGCAGAGAAGAAAGGCAACAUCACCAAGAGAAUCAAGAGAGUCUUCAAAAGAUCGUCUACUGAUACUUCCUUCUAUGGGGGAAUCGUAUACUGAGUACGUGGACUCUUAUUUGAACUUGGAAUUAUUGGAAAGGGGAGAAAGGGAAACGCCAAUCUUCCUUGAAUCUCUGACAAGACAACUAACUCAAAAAAUAUACGAACUAAUAAAAACAAAAUCUCUAACUGCAGAUACCUUGCAACAAAUCAGUGAUAAAUAUGAUGGCGUAGUGGCAGAAAAUAAGCUGUUGUUUUUGCAAAGGCAAUAUUAUGUUGAUAAUGAAGGAAACGUUAGAGAUGGACGAAAUAAUGAUAAAAUAUACUGUGAGCCAAAACAUGUAUACGAUAUGGUAAUGGCAACACAUUUGAUGAAUAAACAUCUUAGAGGUAAAACAUUACACUCCUUUCUAUUUUCUCAUUUUGCCAAUACUAGUCAUGCGAUCAUCGAUUGGGUCCAGCAAUUUUGUUCGAAAUGUAAUAAAAAGGGUAAAAUUAAGCCAUUGAAGGAAUAUAAACGUCCCGAUAUGUACGAUAAAUUACUGCCAAUGGAAAGGAUUCAUAUUGAGGUAUUCGAACCGUUUAAUGGAGAAGGCAUUGAGGGGAAAUAUUCUUAUGUAUUAUUAUGCAGAGACUACCGUUCAAGUUUUAUGUGGUUAUUACCGUUAAAGAGUACCAAAUUCAAACAUUUAAUUCCAGUGGUAUCCUCGCUUUUCUUAUCAUUUGCUAGGGUUCCAAUUUUCGUAACAUCAAGCACCUUAGAUAAAGAUGACCUUUAUGAUAUUUGUGAAGAAAUUGCGUCAAGAUAUGGUCUCCGUAUUGGCUUGGGCUUGAAAAGUUCUGCGAGGUUCCAUACGGGGGGUAUACUGUGUAUUCAGUAUGCUCUAAAUAGUUAUAAGGAGGAAUGUCUGGCAGAUUGGGGUAAAUGCUUAAGAUAUGGCCCUUAUAGGUUUAACCGAAGAAGAAAUAAGAGAACGAAACGUAAACCUGCGCAAGUUUUACUUAGUGAGGUUCCUGGACACAAUGCCAAGUUUGAGACUAAGAGGGAAAGGGUUAUAGAAAACACAUAUUCCCGUAAUAUGUUCAAGAUGGCAGGUGGAAAGGGUCUUAUAUACUUGGAAGAUGUUAAUACUUUUUCACUCGCCAACGAAGCAGAGAAUAGUUCCAAUAAUAUGGGAAACGAUAACUUUGAAGAAGAAGUACAAAAACAAUUUGAUCUAACUGAACAAAACUACAUUGAUGAAUAUGACGACCUGGCGCAUGAUUCUUCAGAGGGUGAAUUUGAACCUAAUACCUUAGUCCCCGAAGAUAAGCCCGUUCAUAAUGUUGACGAAGACCGAAUAGACUCCUCAGAUGUGGCAACAGUGCUCGAUGGAAAUACGGAGCAGAGAACAGAAGAGCUUGAAAAGGGGGAUCGAAAAGAAUCCGACGUUGCUCCGCAAGUAGAUCAAAGUGUGGAAAUAACAAGGCCGGAGACGUCCUACUACCAAACUAUGGAAUCACCGUCAACAAAAAGACAGAAAUUAGAUCAACGGGGUCAUGCAGAUCAAACAAGAGAUUUUGGUACAUCAAUGGAAUUGUAA
Molecule: messenger RNA, 1692 nt
Organism: Saccharomyces paradoxus
Lineage: Eukaryota; Fungi; Ascomycota; Saccharomycetes; Saccharomycetales; Saccharomycetaceae
Gene: FOB1
Product: replication fork barrier binding protein FOB1
Exons: 1
Coding region: 1-1692 (563 amino acids)
Source: RefSeq, a predicted model, not a curated record